AUGACUGUCGAGGCCCUUCUUGAGCAGUAUCAGGGCCAUAUUGUCCCAAAGGCGUACAAUGCGGGCUACCUCGCCCUCAGCUACCUCAUCAGCUUGGUGGGGGCGGCUUCGACGCUCGAAUUGAUCAAUCGGCGAUCAUGGUUCAACGGAAUCUCGAAUCAUCUGAUAUUAUGUUCAUCCGCAAUCACCAUGGGCGGUAUAGCCAUUUGGUGCAUGCACUUUAUCGGCAACAUCGCACUCACUCUUGCUGAAGGCGAGGCAGAGAUGCAGAUUGUAUACUCCAGUGGCAUGACAGUACUCUCCUUCUGCAUGCCUGUUUUUGUCCUCCUCGGCGCAUUCUACGCGAUAGGCAUCUCGAAUCGAAUCGCCUGGUGGAGAGUAAUAACAGCUGGUAUCCUUUGCGGCUGCGCCAUCUGCGGUAUGCACUACUUGGCCAACGCUUCCAUCAAAAACUACCAGUGUAUCUACGAGCCUGCGUAUAUCGUGGGUGCUGCUAUCAUUGCCGUCGCUGCGAGUACCGUUGCCUUGGCCAUGUUCUUCAUCUUCCAGUCGCUCUCAGCGAGUAGUUGGUGGAAGCGGACUAUUUCUGCUAUCAUCCUUGCUGGGGCGGUAUCCAGUAUGCAUUGGUGUGCCUCUGUGGGCACUCAGUACAGGCUGCUUCAUCUAAAGAAAUUGGAACGAGGAUCUCGCACUGCGACCGCGAUUGCAGUUAUUUGUUUAUCUUUCAGUGCCUGUAUCAUCAUUGCUGGAUCAGCUAUCCUCCGAGCCCGCACUCUAAGAGAUGCAGCCCUUCGUGCUCAACAGAUUGAGCUAGCAGCUGUUGUCUUCAAUAAAGACGGAUGUCUUCUCGUCGACAGCAACGGAGUCUUCCCAAACACUGUUGUCACCGAUUUCUUCAUUGGAGAGAACGCCGACGACAAGUUCAACACUGCCCAUCCACAGUUCCUCUGGAUGUUCCAGGCCUCGCGAAACUGGACUGGAAUCUCGGGAUUAAUAAACGGCAUGAAGCAACAUCUACGACAGCUACCGCACAAAAGUCAGCAUAAAGAUCCGACAAAGGGGAUUCAACUCAUCAAUGCCGACGGAGAGCUCAUCGAUGGAUACUCAGUCAUCUUCAGAGAGUUGUUCUGCGUCGCCGCCUCCAAGCUCAGCGAUCGUCUCGACGAAUCCAUCACAACGAUGGGUAUUCUAUGGGAUGAGAUCAUUCCCAAGCGAUCAGUGGCAAACCCUGCUUACCUACAAGCACUGGAAAAGCAUCGCGACAAUCAAACCUCCGACACGAGCGAGAUACUACGCAAGGGAUCGACGACGACAGGAGAAAGCCACCUCGAGAAGGGGGUUGGGAUUGAGCUUGAGAACGAGAUUGACGAACGAGGAGCACUCAUGUUUUUAGUCCGUCGCCUCACAUCAGAUGACGAAGUAAAGAGACUCGAGACCGCUGGAUAUCGAUUUGUCGACCCUGUUCAAGUAUGCAACGAUGCGAGGAACCAUUUGCAGAUGCAGAUCCCGUCGAGCGAGUUCGAACUCAAGCUACGCGACAUGAAGGCCUUUAUAUCCCAGCAAGGUCGUAUCAAGCCCGGAGUUCACCUUGGCCUUUUCUCGCUUCAGGAUCGGGGGCUUAAUAAUCAUCACGUCCUGGUACAAAAGGAUGCUCGCGAUUUACUUCCAUUAGUACCUCUUCCACUAAGCACUAUCGACGAGACGCAAGUCAGAAUGGUACAAGGCUUGAGUGGGUUUCGGGUACCUGAGGUCAUUCAAAGAUUGAGGACCUCGGGGGCGUCUUUGAGAUCUCCGGAUGAAGAAUUGUUUGCUCAUUAUCUAUCCAAUGCCAUUCACUCACUACACGAAUGGGUCCAGGAACCUCUAUUUCAUGACGCUGUGCUCAGCCCUACCAUACUACGACUUCCCUAUGGGAUAGACGGAGGCGACGCAGAAGAGACGGUGAUUAUGGCAUUGAGACUCAAGAUCUCUCACCCCGUCAUUUCAUCUGGUCCCAACUGUCAAUGGGUCCCUCUUAACUUCUUCGGUAUGCGACAAGUCUUGGAACAGUCUCGACAGGAGUUUGUGCGGGUUCUUCACCAGGACUUUGAUCCAUCAACAAUGCCCGCAAGUCGGGCUAAUAACGAGCUCACUUCUGGACCUCUAUCGACCCUGCGUCGACUGAAACGUUCAGAAGGAUCAGUCAACUCAAAGGGGAAGAAACCCCGUGUUCCAAUAAUGAGGUUAAGAGCUUCAUCAAAAGACUCUACACGCUCAUCCUCAACGAUAAACCUAUGUCCCGCUGAGAGCAGCGAAGCUCACAACGAGCGCCUCCCAUCAACAGACACAGUGGACGUCUACCCUCCUGAGCGCCACUAUACGUCACAUCAACAAUCAUUCCUAAACGGUGGUAUCGUUGUAUUCCAAGAGGUCACCGUUCAAGUCGAACAGAAGAAGUCUGAGUCCAGAAGUGACCUGGAACUAUCGUGGAGUCAGGACACGGUAACUGAGCCGCCGAAAGCACAUCAGCGACAUAACAAGAAGAAUGAAAUGCCAGUUAUACAGAGCAUCGAACUACAGCCAUCGGGGAGGGGAACCACAGAGGUUUCAGUUGAGUCUCGCUGGCUGCAUAGUUUUGGCCACGCGGAUAACAACAUCACGACGAUGGCCUCGUUUAUAGAUACUCUAAUUCAAGAGUCUAGUCACUCUGUUACAUAG
Fusarium fujikuroi IMI 58289 is the source of this 2697-nucleotide messenger RNA. RefSeq lists its product as uncharacterized. Bases 1 to 2697 code for a protein of 898 amino acids. Lineage: Eukaryota; Fungi; Ascomycota; Sordariomycetes; Hypocreales; Nectriaceae. The record is from RefSeq and is a predicted model, not a curated record. The transcript is spliced from 5 exons.